Molecule: messenger RNA, 1144 nt
Organism: Hordeum vulgare subsp. vulgare (domesticated barley)
Lineage: Eukaryota; Viridiplantae; Streptophyta; Magnoliopsida; Poales; Poaceae
Exons: 2
Coding region: 97-831 (244 amino acids)
Source: RefSeq, a predicted model, not a curated record
GGGUGCAGGCCCCGUCGGCAUCCACGUCUGCCCGUCCGGCCGCCGUAGCGAUAGUUGGCGCUGGCGCAUUGGUCAGAGAAAGCAAACACAGCACCCAUGCCGAUUACCCGCCUCUCCAAAUUAAUUAGCAACGACUUUAUAUUAAGCGCACGGCGCGAGGUAGCAAAGUACCCCUCCCUGUCCGUCUGCUCGACCCGAUCAACUCAACUCGUCAGCAGCAAGCAACCAACCGCUCUUUUUAGCCCCCGCUCGCUCCACCCUCUCCUCCCCCUCCCUCCCCCACUCCGGCCGUCCAGAAAGCGGAGUGCCGCCGUCGACGAUCGCCGUCCGUCCAUGGUGAGGUCCAACUCCAUCGACAGCUGCUACUCCUCCAUCCAGGACGUCACCUACAGUUGCGGCUACUGCGGCUACGCGCUGAACCUGAGCUCGGCGGCGCGGAACACGGCGGGCAUCGGCUCCAAGUACGGCAAGCAGAUCAGGAAGAAGGGCGUCGUCGCCUUCGUCGCCGUCGACGAGACACGCUUCACGCAGGCCGACGAGGUCACCUGCGCGCCCCGCCUCCGCCCCUGGACCUGGCGCCUCUUCCGGCGGAGGUCGCGCCUGCUCUGCGGCAAGUGCGGCGGCCGCAUCGGCGCCGCCUACGAGGUCGAUGAGGACGAGGAGGACCCCGCCGGACUGUCCGCGUGCGCCGGCUCGGACGACGACGACCCGCGGACGAGCCCGGGCGACGGCGGCGGCGCCACCAGAAGGAGGAGCUACCUCAUCAGGAUCGGCGCGCUGCAGCCCUGCACGGAUGACUCUCCUGCUGCUGACGACCCCUUCUCUCUAUGACAGGCUGCGGCCCUCUAUUCCACGACACGGUUUGCUGAAUUUUGUUUCUUUGUUCAUAGCAAGUGCUACAGGAUAGACAGGGUUUGAUGUGUGUAAGUUGAUCCUAUAGUUUUUGUGUCCUGGUAAUGGAGUGAGCCAUGGUUGCAGUUUUGGGCCACCUUGUGUCUGUCAAUGGCUUAAUUAUAGCUUUCUGUGUGGGUUUUUCUUUUCCAUCAGCACCACCUACUUGAAGUACUCAUGAUAUCUAAAAUUGUGGAGACUGUUUUGAUUAUCGACAGAUAAAUACAAGUAUAUUUCAGUUUGUCAUCACUAA